GAUCCUAAAUAAACAUAAACAUAAACACCUGAGGAUAAUGGGGAGGCUAUUAGUUUUCCAGGUAGUUGGUCAUGAACAAAAGUAGAGGGCAAGGUCGGAGUAUCCUCAAAGUUUAGGAGUUUAUAUUUUGGGAAUUUGAAUAUCUGGCACAUGUCAUGGCCAUUUCUUCCCCAAGUUUCAUUCUGGACAAUGUUGGAUGGACCCAAAUUUCCAACAAAAAUGUUGAAGUGCAAACAGUUAAGUGGAUGGUCUACAACAUUGUCAAGAGCCCCGGAAUUGUGUAAUUUGUUCAACUUCUAUGCCUCCUAUCAUUUAUAUAUGCAAUGCUUUCCCCCCUAUCUUUCUCUCACAGGUGCUUGAAUGUGUACUACUGCACCAAAGAGUGUCAGCGAAAGGACUGGCCUCAGCAUAAAAAGGUCUGCAAGAAGCUGCGCCUGGUGGCCAUUGACAGACUAGUGGAGUGGAUGAUGUUCACUGGAGACCUCCCAUUGCCCACGGAGAAGUGGUCCAAGUCAGCUGCCGAGGUGAAGAACUGGGACGACUGGCUUCCCAUGCAGGGGGACCUCACGCCACGUCUGGACGCCAUCUUGUCUGGUACCAACAUGGAAAAGCUUUGGCAGAACGCCAGCAGGCCGAGGCCGGAUGACUCCGACCUGCAUCAGUCUUUAUGGCGGAUUCAGAGCGAGUUCCUCUCUCGAGUUCUCUCAGUUGGGAUGGCUGUGCAACAAUUUGGCCUUGACCCUUGCACUAAACCUCUAACUAUUCACAUAGCAGGAGUAUCUCACAAUGAGACCAUGGGAGCCAGACUGACGGACUACGACGAGCUGAACAACAUGUUCCCCAGACACCAGGGCAUAGAGAUAGUCAUGGUGGGACCAGGUGUGGACGGGCCCAUCGUGAGGCCUCCUCUCAGGGCGUUCGGCCCCAGGCAGAGUGUCUACAUCAGCGCCUUCAAGGGCCUCUACCACCAGUUCUGGGAGGAUAUGAUAGAGAAAGAGGAAGCAGCCAAGCCAGACCUGGUGGUUGGAUUUCAUCCUGGUUUCCACGCUAGUCCGGGUCUGAUUGAAGGCUGGCUGCCCACCCUGCUGCUGCUCAGAGAUCUUGACAUCCCCACCUGCUUCACUCUGUACAGCGACAAAGAGCUUGAGCGCUCGCUGCAGAUCCUGUUGGAGUUGGAGGUACACAUCGAAGACAGUGGACCCAACCCCUUCGCCUCACAGAAACCAGAGCAGGUUCAGUCCACCCCAAACAAAACCCCGGUGCACUGCAACUCUCACUACAUCCGUUUCCAGGGACUGCUGCCUCAAGAAGAUUUAGAGGAGUCUGGGAUAGACAAUUAAGGGGAUCCCAAAACUUGUAAAUCCUGUAAGAUGUUGUUUUCAAAAUAGGAUUUGGGGACUUUAUGAGGUCAUUGGGGGUACCGGCUGCCUUUUACAGACGUUGCUCAGCUGUGCUGACAAAUGGCAAAUAUGGGUGCUGUCUGUGUAUGGAAAAGAGAGCAUGAAAGUGGGGGAAAUAAUGCACCUUCACUGCACUAAACACUCGUAAAUAAUUAAUUAAUAAGACAGAUUACAGAAAUCUCUCAAAGCUCAUUAUGUAUGGCACCUGAGGGCCACAGCAGGGUACAGAGGUUUUUUCUCUCCUCAUGCCCCGAGGUCGCAUCAAAGUUGGAUACAAAGGAUCAUGGGUGUAUGAGACCAAAAUGAUUUAUUUCAUCAUUUGAACGUUUUCUGUAAUUUCUUCUGUCGGUAUGUAUUCCCAAAUUUCACAAUAGCUGCAUGAACUCAAAUCAAAUGCAUGCUGAUGUAACACAUGAUCUAAGAUUACCUUAAUUAUACACUUUCACAGGGAGUAAAAUGUGUUUAUUUUUCUUAUUUGGAUUCUCUUUGUAGUUGUUGCUCGACUCUGAAUGGUGAGUCCAGAGACUCUCUAUAAGCAGUGCCUUUUCCCUGUUGCUUUACAAUAAAAAAAAGAGCUAAAGAAGCCAAACAGCAUUUAUUUUAGAGCUUUUUUCUGUUUUAUUCAGCGUUAAUAUCAGUUACACAAUACAAUUCAAUGGAGUUAAAAAAAACAGCAUGAGCUACAAACUUUGAAAUCACCCCAAGAUAAAACAUCACCUUAUUGUCUGACAGUCAUAUUAUAUACUUUACCUAUUGCAGCCACGUUAUAAGUGAUUGCACUAUAUUGCAAGGCAUGUUCGAAUCAAAGGACUUAGCCUCUGCAGCAGCUUUAAAAAUACCCCUUUGACUGCAAAACUAUUUUCUGUAAAUGUUUUAUAAAGCUGUUUCCGUACCCUCUGUCCUUGUUGGUUCAUCCACAUUGAUUUUGCUUUAAUCUUUUAGCAGGAUAUAAUAAAUCCCAUUGGAGACAUCUUUGAAUGACAAUCCUGCUUUAGAAAUGUGUAAACAUGAAAUCAUAAUUGCUCUGUUGUAUUUUAGAUUAAGUGAAAUCAACCAAUAUUGCUAAAUUGUAAAACAAUUAAACAUCACAUUUUACUACUGUC
Messenger RNA from Notothenia coriiceps (black rockcod), 2503 nucleotides. RefSeq names its product putative protein MSS51 homolog, mitochondrial. The record is from RefSeq and is a predicted model, not a curated record. NCBI's taxonomy places the organism in Eukaryota, Metazoa, Chordata, Actinopteri, Perciformes, Nototheniidae.